ACGGCUGAGCCCGCCGGGUCAGGGGACUCGAGCCCCGGUCACCGCCGGAGCGGGGCGGCGUCCCCUCCGCUGGCCCUGGCAGAGCCGCCUCUGGGGUACGGUGUCCAGUUCUGGGCUUCCCAGUACAAGAGAGAUGAGGAGCUACUGGGGAGAGUCCCGCGGAUGCCACAAAGAUGAUGACGGGCCCGGAGCAUCUCUCUUCAUGAGGAGAGACUGCGGGAGCUGGGCCUGUUCAGUCUGGAGGAGACUGUGAAGGGAUCUCAUGAAUGCAUAGAAAUACCUCAAAGGCGGAUGCCAAGAGGAUGGUGCCAGACACUUCUCAGUGGUGCUCAGUGACAGAAUGAAGAGUAAUGGCCAUAAACUAAAAGAUAAUAAGUUCCACCUCAGCUUGAGAAAGAACUUACGUUGAGGGUGACAGAGCAGUGGAACAGGCUGCUCAGGGAACUCAUGGAAUCUCCCUCUCUGGAGACAUUCAAACCCCACCUGGUCAUGUUCCUGUGUCACCUGCUGCAGGUGACUCUGCCGUGGCAGGGGUUGGACUCGAUGCUCUCCAGAGAUCCCUUCCGCCCCUGACAAUUCCGCGAUCCGCGGGCUCCCGGCCCUUGCCCAGAGGGCGAGGCAGGAACGCUCCUGCGCGGGCUCUUCUUUCCGGGGGAAGCGGCGGGGCGGACGCGGUGCCGGCGGCCAUGGAGCGGCGGGAGCAGCGGGCGGUGGCCGUGGAGCGGCUGGACGGGGUGACGCGGGAGCGCUUCCUGCGGGACAUCUACCCGCGGAGAAAGCCAGUAGUGCUGACAGGACUGGAACUGGGCACUUGCACCACCAAAUGGACAAUAGAUUACUUGAGCCAAGCUGAAGGAUCUAAAGAAGUAAAGAUUCACGUUUCUGCAGUGCCACAGAUGGAUUUCCUCAGUAAGAACUUUGUGUAUAGAACUCUGCCUUUUGAUGCAUUUGUACGAAGAGCAGCUGAAGUCAAGCACAAGGAGUACUUUCUUACUGAGGAUGAAAAGUACUAUUUGCGAUCAGUGGGUGACGAUGUUAGGAAGGAUAUUGCAGAUAUCAGGAAGCAGUUUCCUAUUUUAGCAGAAGAUGUUUGUAUUCCAGAGUAUUUUGAGAAGGAACAGUUUUUCUCUAGUGUCUUCCGCAUCAGCUCAGCUGGAUUACAGUUGUGGACACAUUAUGAUGUAAUGGACAACUUCUUGAUCCAAGUCACAGGGAGAAAACGAGUUGUUUUGUACAGUCCUCGAGAUGCACCAUAUUUAUAUUUAUCAGGUACUAAAUCAGAGGUGCUGGAUGUGGAUAACCCAGACGUGGAGAAGUAUCCCCUUUUUGUGAAAGCCAAGCGCUAUCAAUGUGUUUUGGAAGCAGGAGAUGUGUUAUUUAUUCCAGCUUUAUGGUUCCAUAAUGUAAUUUCUGAGGAAUUUGGAGUGGCACUGAAUGUCUUUUGGAAGCACCUUCCUGCUGAGUCCUAUGAUAAGACUGACACUUAUGGAAAUAAGGAUCCCAUGGCAGCCUCUAGAGCUAUACAGAUCUUGGACAGAGCCUUGAAAACACUUGAAGAACUACCUGAGGAAUAUAGGGAUUUUUAUGCUCGGAGAAUGGUGUUACGUAUCCAAGAAAAGGCCUAUAGGAAUGAUUAUGGAUAAAGUAACACACUGCAAUUCAGCAAGGUCCCUUGCAAGUAGAAAAUUGUAUGUUAGUAUGGAAACUGUCCAUCUGUACUUACACAUACACUUUCUGUGAGACCAAUAAAAACUGUCAAUAAACAUUAAUCUAUAACAAAGUUCCUCUUGUAGAUUUUCUUCGUAGUUUUUCAUGUGCAGUGAGGUCACAGUCUGCUUGAUCUGGAGAUGGUCUCUUUUCUAGAAUAAGACAGAUAUUUGCAGUGCCUCCACUUAUAACUGUACUUUUUUGGAAUGUUCUACUUAAAUUUUUCUGAACAAAAGUUUUGGUAUGUGGGCUGACAGCAUAUAUGCUUAGAAGUCUUUGUGAAUGCAACCUCAUUAAAUUUUAGGAAAGCCAUAGCAGUUUCUGAGGAGGUCCAAGCAAGCCAUUGGUGGUAGCUGUAAUGGUCAUGGUUUCUUCUUAAGUGAUAACCUGGCAAUUAGUGUAGGGAGUUUCUUCUCCCCCUUGUAGUGAGACAGAGUGGGAAUAGGAAAAAAAAGCAAAAACUAACUAUGCCAGAUUACACUUAGAAUUGUGCAGCAGCUUGAGUGCAAUGUAAAUGAUUUACCCAUUUCCUAACUCAGUAAUGUGUUACUGGGGGGAAUAUGUUUGUCACUGCCCCAGUGCUGUCAGCAUUGCUGUUCCUGCAGCUGUUAAACACUUGGCACUAAUGUGCCCACAAAUCCAUUCAGAUACAAUCCUGUUAUCUGCAGUGGAGUUCAGUUGUGGAGUAGACACAGAACCUGUUGAGGCUGUUUUGUUACCAUAUGAAAGGGAGUUUGCAUAGCACCUUUUGGGAUGGAGCCUGUUGUUUAGGCAUUGAAGAAGGUUACUUUUUCAGCAGAUUGUGGUGCUCACAAAAGCCCUGUGAAAUAAAGGUGAGGAUCUGACAAAAAGGAUAGGCUAGGCAUUGUCUCUUUGAAAUGCCUCUGAUGUUAUUACUUGUGCUGUUUGGGGAAUGCAGCAUUUAUCUGACUUAGGUCACUCUGUUACUUCUAGCAAUGUUUUUUGAGAAUUGUAACUUGUCAAAAACUCUUAGACAAAAUAAAUGUGUAGUGUUAAAAAAGUGAUGGGAAAAAAGCUUUCUUCCGAAGAGCAGGAGCUUGAACACUGUGCAGAUUAUUCUUCUAAACCUGUUCUUCUUGGCAGUUGAACACAGUGAAAAUAGUCUGGUACCAAGUGAAUGGGCACCCAGCCAUCUCAAUGAAUAAGCAUGAAUGGAACCAGCCAAGCGAUUCUGACGGGCAUCAUUGUACGUUCUGAGGGUAGAAUUUAAAUUUGGCAUCACAAAUAGGUCUCCCAAAAUUUUUGUUCAGAAAGGAAACAAGGAUUGCUUGUGCAUACUGCUGAGACAGAAUCUCUCUGCUUGUUAGGCUGGGGUAACCUCUUGGCUUUGUUGGACUGGUAAUGUCAAGGGCCCAGUCUGAAUUGCAGAGGUGAACAGAGCAUAUUCUUUGUGUGUUAGGACUGAAUUGAGAGGUUCAGAGAGCCUGCAGGGCUCAACAAAGCUGUGUUCUAGCAUUGUGCCUGCACUAGCAGUGUGCCAUCACUUUAACUGCCAGCAGCUUCUCAAGAUACUGGUACAGAGAAUUACUGUGCUGAUGUCUCCUGCCAUUCCUUGGGUCUCCAUUCACAAAAGGGAGGUGUCAGAUUGGUAUUCUCUGGUUCCCUCAACACUCAAGUGUAAAUUUUAUCUUCAUGCUCCCAACUUUAAAAUGAAGCCUUUAUUUCACUUUGAAAGAGUUUCUUCAAUUUAUUUAGUAACUUCUCUAAAACUGUUGUUCUGAAAUGCUAUAAAAGAAGAAUACAAGCAUUUAAAAAUGUAUUUUCUUAAUUUGAGUAUAAUCUGACUAGGGAUAAAAAUCUGGAAGUUACUGUGUUUAAAAAAAAGUUACUUAGUGCUUUGUAACCACUGUGCACCAUGGUGUGAAACAGGCAAUAAAGUGAUGAAUGAAUGGUGAAAGCAUUAAAGGAGUAACUUUCAGAUAACACAGUGAGAGAUUACAAGUAGACACACUUAGAAAUCCAUGACUGAAAUCACACAAAGAAUUAGAGCCACUGACAUUUUAUGGACGUUUGUCUGUUAGAGAUCCUGCCACAAUAAAACAGUUGAAGUUGUGUUAACAGGUAUUAGAAAAAUAAACACUGACCAUCUUAAGCAUUCGAAGCAGCCACUUCAAACAGUGUAUUUGUAGGAGUUGGGUAAUGCAGACUGCCCAGGACUGAAAGAUGAGUUGGCAGUUACAUAAAGACAAUGUCUGAAAUCAGAAGUUUAAACUUGGCUUACCUCAAACCUUGAAUUACUCUAAAAAUUUGGUGACUGAGGCAUUUAAAAUGGAAAUUCAUUGCAAGUCAACACCUGGAAAGAAUUAUUUAUUCUUAGCCAUAUGAAAUAUAAAGAAUGACAAAUUAUUUCAGGUUUCAUUUUUUUAAAAUGUGCUUGCUGUGGAAACAUUCAAAUGAAAAAAUUGAUGUAAAAAUAUUUUUCUUGUAAAAAAAUUAAACAUAUCGUUAAAAAUCUGCCUGUUGUGUUUGUGCUUAGAAUUUUAUGUACUUAGAACAUGUUCCUCUCCAGUAGCUACACAGGGUCUAGGUAAAGUGUCAAGUUAAAUGCCUAAUGAGAAAGAGUUUGACUUAAUUACAAAGGAUCAGAAAUACAUCUGUAUUUUUUUUUUAAAUAUGCAGGAUGAAACUAUUUGUCUCAUUCACACUGUUGGUUUCACAAGACUGACUUGACUAAGAUGAGAAUGAUUUUACCACAGUAGAGGUGGUAUUACAUAUGAUGUGAUCCCAAUAUGCAUUACUUCACAUCUUCAGAGAAAUUCCUGUAUACCCUUGACUCUUUCUUCCUCUCACCAAAAUGUAUCUUCCCAAACCUGGUAUCUUCCUGCAAAUGAUACAGGUGUCGAAGGUAUACAUUCUGAGACAGUAGCUUUUACAAGGGAUUCUCUAAGUUGGUAUCACUGAAUAAGCAAAGAUUCUGGUGUUAUUUGAAGGUCAGAUGAAGUUUGACAUUUCCAUAGUUACCCAAGUUUGCAGUAAAGCUGUACAUUAAGAUCUCCUAUUUUACUUUGGGUUAGACUCUACAGUAGGGAUAGAAUCUGAGCUCUGAAUGUAGGAAUUUCUGGGAGCAACAAUCUCACCUAAGUGGUGAUUCCUGAGAGCAACAAGAGCAGAUGACUGUUUCCAACUGUUCAGGUCUGUUCCUUGUUGCAGAUUGAAGCCAUUAAAAGAACUGCUCAACCAUGUCAAACAUGCAGCUCCACGUGCAGUGCCAUGUUCAUACAAGAAUGCUCAGAAGCUGUUGCUUGCAGUAAUAACACAGAUCAUAGCAGUGGACAAUUUC
This is a messenger RNA of Vidua chalybeata, 5008 nucleotides long. RefSeq names its product tRNA-yW synthesizing protein 5 (gene TYW5). Lineage: Eukaryota; Metazoa; Chordata; Aves; Passeriformes; Viduidae. The record is from RefSeq and is a predicted model, not a curated record. Gene Ontology annotation, biological process: wybutosine biosynthetic process. Bases 687 to 1643 code for a protein of 318 amino acids. Gene Ontology annotation, molecular function: 2-oxoglutarate-dependent dioxygenase activity; tRNA binding. The transcript is spliced from 8 exons.